This is a messenger RNA of Gavialis gangeticus (Gharial), 2415 nucleotides long. It is a transcript of the gene TMEM240, whose product is annotated as transmembrane protein 240. The coding region runs from base 38 to 553 and encodes 171 amino acids. The record is from RefSeq and is a predicted model, not a curated record. The transcript has 4 exons. NCBI's taxonomy places the organism in Eukaryota, Metazoa, Chordata, Crocodylia, Gavialidae.
GGCCGAGCCAGCCCGGGUCCGCGGCCGCCUGACGCCCAUGAAUGCGAACACCAUGAUCUUCAUGGUCCUGGGCGCCUCCGUCGUGAUGGCAAUAGCUUGCUUGAUGGACAUGAACGCGCUGCUGGACCGGUUUCACAAUUACAUCCUACCGCAUCUGCGAGGAGAGGACCGAGUUUGCCACUGCAACUGUGGACGGCAUCACGUCCAUUAUGUUAUUCCAUAUGACGGAGACCAGUCGGUGGUGGACUCCUCGGAGAAUUACUUUGUCACUGAUAAUGUAACCAAACAGGAGAUUGAUCUGAUGCUGGGACUUUUGCUGGGCUUUUGUAUAAGCUGGUUUCUGGUGUGGAUGGACGGGGUUCUCCAUUACGCCGUGCGAGCCUGGAGAACCAGCCGACGGUAUGACAAUUCUUGGUCUUGGAUUCCGAAAUUUUGUAACUUGAAGGAGUUCAGGAAACGUCACCACAGGCAGUACGAGGAGGCCACCGGCAACAUGGUGCACAUCAAACAGAAGCUGUAUCAUAACGGGCACCCGAGCCCCAGACACCUCUGAGAACCGCCCUGCCCUCCAGAGACUGCGGAGAGGUCCUUGAACUUUGCUCUUCUCGGAGGAGCACACCCGCAUGUUCGCUCCUCCGUGGAAGCCGGUGGAGGAUGCCAUUUGAUUUGUUCAUGCGGUGUGUCGUUGCGGCAGAUGGAGAAUGCACAACUAAGCCAGUUCUGGAUCCCAGGCAGCCAAGACUUUGCACUGUGUUCAUCGUUUUAUUGUCGGACUUCUGUAUAUAUGUAAAAAAAAAAAAAAAAAUGGGGGGUGGGGGGAAAGAGAUUUGCAUUAUACUUCCAGAGCCCAUCCCCAGUGUUGGAAGUUGUUCUGCAUACUCAAUGUACCUUUUUUGGGAACCGGUUGUGCUAGGGAUCGGAGGCGACCGCUAACAGAAGACGUAGUUUCGCAGCGGAGAGGUAAUGCUCCCUUCCACGUUCUGGCUCUGUAUUGUUUCCUUGGCUAUGACUCUUCCCAUUGCAGGGUGGCACUGGCGCUCGCUGUCGCGGUCCGAAGGUGCGGUGCGUCCCUGUUUCUUUGCCUGUUAUUUUUUUUUCAAGAGGGGGCGAGAGCUCGAGCGAGACAGAGAGGAGACUGAAAUUCGUGGAUGUAAAGAGGGCGGAGAAAACCAGGCCCCCAGUCUGGCCCCAUUGCAUUGCCAACGUGAAAUGAUCCAGCCUGCCGUGGGGAGGCGGGACAGAUCGUACCCAUUCUGACAGAGGGGAAGUUUGAGGCACAGAGUAAUUUGCCUGAGAUCACGCGGGGGCAAAGCAGGGCUCAGCACCUGGAGGCUCCAGUGGGAUCGGCACUGGAGAGCCGCUGUGGGAGGAGGUGAAGACAGAGCAGACGCUAACCCCCAGAGCCAAACAGCCCGAGGGGCUGUAAGAGCUGGAAACAGCUGAUGGCACCUUUCACGUGGGAGACAUGGCACGUGCCGUGCCUCGGGCCUGGCUCUUAGGUGCGGCAACGGUUUAUGAGAAUACAGCCUUAACCUCCUGCCUGAGACAAGGGACCUCCUAGCAUCUCCUCUCCGAGGGCAUGUAUCCUGCAGGGAGCCUGGUCUGAGCAUCGGGGACCAGUCUGAGACAACCGGACUAGAUUUCAGCAGGGCUGUUUUGCCACGAGCGGCCCUUGCCCAGCAGGAGGAGGGGGUAGAGUUUGGCCCUGGGGGUGUAUGGUGAGCCCUGCCCCUUUUGCCAUUUCUCCUCCGUUCCCAAAUGCUUAUACAGUGGGUCUGUGCCCGGCAGCCUGGUACUUCCUGUGGCUCUGGGCGGAAAGAACCAGGAAGCCCCAAAACCCAGGAAACCGCUCUCGUCCCUUUGUGGCUUAUUUUGAAUCGACCUCCUCUGCCUGGGAAUCAACCUAAAAUCAAAAGCAACAAGCCAGCCUUGUCCUUGCCAUGGUGUGCCCCCUCCCUUCUCACUCACCCCCCAGCCCCGGUUUAUGGUAGCUGAGGUCUGUGCUGGUGUCCGGCUGCUGGGACGUUGGCUGUUUGGGCGCCCGAUGGUCGUGCUACCCCUGUAGGUGCCUGGCUGUGUUAGACGGAGGGGUUUUCAGCUUCUCCUUGUGCAUUAGUUCCUGCGGCUGGCGCAAAUCAGCAGCGACUCAGUGGAGCUCUGCAGAUUUACACUAGCCGAGGCUCCAGUUGGCUGAGUUCAGCGGAGCCAGGACAGCUUGCAGCCCCGGUGGGAUCUGAUGCGUCUGUUCAAACAGCUUUAAAUCCCCCGUCUUUUCGGCGCCUCCUCCAGCAAAGCGAGCGAGCGAGAGAGUGGUGAUGCCUGGGCCAGGCCGAAUGCACAGCGCGGUUCUGCCUUGCUCUGUAAAUCACUGCUAGUGGGUGCAUCAUUAAAUACGAACCUGACAAAGGACAAGAA